AUGGAUUCUUUUAAGUUGGCCUCUUCGUGUAUUCGACCAUCAGGUGCUGAUAGAAUCACCCUUGCUCGUGGUGUGUAUCGACUUGUUCGAUGGUCUCCUCCCCCUGUUAACUGGAGGAAGAUAAAUGUUAAUGCUUGUUGGAGGAGAAACUUUCUAUGCGGUAAUAUUGGGAUUGUGGUCAGAGACAGCUACUCGGGUUGUAACGUGGUGCGGAGUGUGAGGGUGCAUGCAUUUACUAUUGAGAUGGUGGAGGCUCUUGCCGUUCUGGAAGGGUGUUUAUUGGCAAACAAUUUACAACUGCUGGAGGUGGUGAUUGAAUCGGAUGCGCAAGUUAUUAUGCGGUCCCUUAAUUCUCUUUCUCUGAGUUGUGAUUGGGACCUUUUCCCAAAUCUUAUCCCUGUUCUGGAGAUUGGGAGGAGUUUUCAAUCAUGCUCCUGGUCCUGGGUUCUGCGAGCAACAAAUAGGGCGGCAGAUUUCGUCGCGAGGAAUAUAUCACCGGAGAUGUGCGGCUUCAGCUGGGUUGUUAGACCUCCAUCUUCGCUUGUAGGUAUUUUGAACAAAGACGGUCUUCCUUGUCCUCCUUUGUAA
This is a messenger RNA of Malus domestica (apple), 588 nucleotides long. RefSeq lists its product as uncharacterized. Gene Ontology annotation, molecular function: nucleic acid binding; RNA-DNA hybrid ribonuclease activity. The record is from RefSeq and is a predicted model, not a curated record. Lineage: Eukaryota; Viridiplantae; Streptophyta; Magnoliopsida; Rosales; Rosaceae.